Messenger RNA from Bubalus bubalis (water buffalo), 11158 nucleotides. It is a transcript of the gene LANCL3, whose product is annotated as LanC like 3. Bases 429 to 1691 code for a protein of 420 amino acids. Gene Ontology annotation, biological process: peptide modification; carbohydrate metabolic process. NCBI's taxonomy places the organism in Eukaryota, Metazoa, Chordata, Mammalia, Artiodactyla, Bovidae. The transcript is spliced from 5 exons. Gene Ontology annotation, cellular component: plasma membrane. The record is from RefSeq and is a predicted model, not a curated record.
GUCCCUGGCCUUCCGCCGAGAGGGGAGGAGUCGGGGGCGGAGCGGGAGGAGUGGCGCGGCCCCCGCGUGGGUCCUGCCGGAGAUCACCUCGGCCCCUUGGCGAGGAAGCCAAGCUGCGGCGGCGCAGGAGGGGGCGGGUUCGGCGAGGGCGCGGCCUCUGGGAGGGGGGCGCACGACGCACAUCCCCCGCGCUCGCCGGGGCCACUAGGGAGCCUCGCGGCAGUCCGGUGCCCCACUUGGCAAUCCGCUCCGCGCUGCUUCCUCGCGCCCGCCUCCUCUUGUCACCUCCCGUCUCAGCCUCCUCGCUCCAUCCCGGCUGUAUCCACCGCCAUCCGAGUGCCUCAAAGAGCGAGAGGUGGUGCGCGGGACUGCAAGGCGCGUCCUCCAGCAGACCCCGGCUCGGCCUUGGUGGGGGCACGGGCGGCAGCAUGGACACCAAACGCUGCUUUGCCAAUCGCUUCGAUGACUACCAGGGCAGCCUGCUGGCGGGCCAGUGCGAGGAGGCGGUGGCGCCCUUGGUCACCGCCACCAUCGAGCGCAUCCUCCAGGAGCUGCCCCCACUCGGGGGCGGCCCGGAGGGCCGGGGGGCGGCAGCCGCGGCCAGCAGCUGCCAGUGGGGACUGUACGGCGGCGUGGCCGGGGUGGCCUACAUGCUCUACCACGUCUCUCAGAGCCCGCUCUUUGCCGGGGCUCGGGAGCGCUACCUGCGCUUGGCCAAGCGCCUCAUCGACGCGUGCGCCCGCGCUGAGGAGUGGGGCGAGCCGGACGCCGACACCCGCGCCGCCUUCCUGCUCGGGGGCGCGGGCGUGUACGCCGUGGCCACGCUCGUGUACCACGCCCUGGGCCGGCCCGACUACGUGCAGCCGCUGGGCAAGUUCCGGGCUCUGUGCGCCGUCUGCGCGCCCGUCUCCUUCCUCGAGUGCGGCUCAGACGAGCUAUUCGUGGGCCGCGCGGGCUACUUGUGCGCCGCGCUAGUGCUCAAGCAGAAACUCGCCCAAGAGGUGCUGACCCCAGCCCAGAUCAAAUCAAUUUGUCAGGCCAUCCUGGACUCUGGGAAACAGUAUGCCAUGAAAAAGAGGAAGCCAUUCCCGCUGAUGUAUUCUUACUAUGGAACCGAAUACUUGGGAGCAGCUCAUGGCCUAUCGUCCAUCCUCCAGAUGCUUCUUUCUUACCAUGAGCACCUCAAGCCCUCGGACCAGGAGCUGGUGUGGCAGAGCGUGGACUUCCUUAUGGAGCAGGAACAGAACUGCAACUGGCCCCCUGAGCUCGGCGAGGCCAUCGAGAGGGAGAAUGAACUGGUGCAUUGGUGCCACGGCGCCCCAGGAAUUGCCUAUCUGUUUGCCAAAGCUUAUCUGGUUUCCAAGAAACCACAGUACCUGGACACAUGUAUCCGGUGUGGGGAACUCACAUGGCAGAAGGGCUUGCUAAAGAAGGGCCCAGGGAUCUGCCACGGGGUGGCUGGCAGUGCCUAUGUCUUCCUGCUGCUCUACCGGCUCACCGGAAACUCUAAAUACAUCUACCGAGCCCAAAGGUUUGCUGAAUUUUUAUUUACGGAGGAAUUCAAGGCUGGUUCCCGGGUCCUUGAAAGUAUAUACAGCUUGUAUGAAGGCUUCUCUGGGACCGUGUGCUUUCUGAUCGAUCUGCUGCAGCCCAACCAGGCUGAGUUCCCUCUCUUCAGCGUCUUUGUUUAGAAGGCUCCAUGUCCCAUCAUGGCCCUGCAGAAGGUUCCCGAGAUUUCCUGAGCCUACUACCUGAGGCAGUUUCCACAUAAGCCACAUUCAAUGGUAUCACAACCAUGAGCCUUAACAUUGCUGCCAGAAGGAAGGAAGGGAGCAGGCAGGUGAAGAAGGCAACAUGAUUCCAGGUUGAAGGGAGAACAGUGUGAGAACGUGCAAACAUAAAGACACCACAACUCUUCUGAAACCCCUAGAGAUGGAACAGUUCAGGGAAUGGAUGUGACACCAAAGAUCAGAGGAAAAAGGGAAGGAAAAAUCAUCUGUCUCACUUAAACCAACAUUGAGAUGUGGAUUAUGGCAAUGAAAUGGCAAAAAUAUUUUUGCAAUUGGAAAGAGAAUUUGACCACUUGUGGGUGCCCUCCACCCCUAAAUUCAGAAAUAAAGACCAUCAGAAAACUAAAGUCAUUGCCCAGCUGAAAACUGCUAGGAGGGAUGGGUCAGGUUGCCAAAGGACAAAAAGGGAAACUCUUGGUUGUCCUUUGCCUUUACUUACUGAAAUUCAUGAUUUUUAAUGAAUGGAGAAAUUUGCCUAUGAAUCUAUUUUUAUCAUUACCCUGGGCACUUUAAAGAAAUCAUACCAUAACUUAGCUUCAACCCCCAAAUUCCAAGUUCCCUUAGGUCUUAGAGCAUAUCUUUUCCUGGUUCCUUCUUCUUUCCAAAAGCUCAAUUAGAAUAACAAAAUUCACAGGCUAGCAAAUACCAUAGCAGGUGUUGCUGUCAAGUGUUUUUCUCAAUUUGAAGCAUAAGCUAUGUUCUGUCUAUUGUUAGUAAUUUUUUAAAUGCCUAUGUAAUCUCAAUGAAGCUAUUAGCGGAACUGUAAAAUACACUUGUGGCAAAAAUCUCUCAUCUCAAAGAUGAGGGUAAACACCAAGGAGGUGGGUCGUUUCUGCCUUGGGUGGAAUACUGUGUGCCCUGGGACACACACUGGCCUAGAAAGGGACCAGUGAUUAUGAAAAGAGCAUUGCUCAAUUUUAUACUAUUAGAUUAAGAUAUGCGUGAAUUCCCCAGCUGAUCAUCAUAUCCUCCAAGACACAGGCUCCACUAGAAUUUGUCUACAAUAUCCAUUGAGCCAAGCUGUCAUAUUAAAUUCAGCCCUGCUGUAAACACAUAGAAGCUGUAAAACUAUUUCAAAUAAGUAGUGGUUUCCAGAACACUGUGGGAACAUCUGUCACUUCAAUACUCAGAACACGAGUCUAUCCGUUUCCUAGAAUUUGGUCACUGGCAAUUUCAUAUAUCAGAAUGAGGAGGAAAUUGAAUGCAUUUUAAGAUUUCACAGUUAUUUAAAUAGUCAUUAAGUAUUUGGAUAUACGUGAUAAAUAUAGAAUAUAUACGUAUCAAUAGGCACUUUGGUUUACAGGGGAAUAGAUGUAUAUAUACAUCCGGAGAAGGAAAUGGCAACCCACUCCGGUAUUCUUGCCUGGGAAAUUCCAUGGACAGAGGAGCCUGGCGGUCUCCAGUCUAUAGGGUUGCAAAGAGUCAGACAUGAUUGAGUGACUGAACAACGACAAUACAUCUGUCCCCAUGUAAAUUUAAGCACUUACUUUGUUCAGUACUUCCAACUUCUUGAUUUAUAGAUGAACUUUGGGAGGAGUUGGGGAAUAUUCUGUUGCCUAAAAAUGUGUGUGUGUGUGCACAUGCACAUACUUUUUUCUGGAAAGAAGAUCUCUAGCAUUUAUAAGAUUCUCAAAGAAUCUGGGACUGAAGAAUGGUAAGAACUGUCUUUGUAUAUUUUAUGACUUUGUUAUGUGUGUGUUCAUCAGAGCAAGCUAAGACAAAGUGGUUUUGAAAAGCACAUACCUUUUCAGCUCAUUGUUUCCUUUUCCCAUCCUCACAUGUAAGUAUAUAAAAUUGCCCUCAGUUGUUCAUCUUUGAAGAUACUCAGAUUGGGGCAGUACCACAUAAAUAGCAGCUUGCAGGUGACCUCCAAAGUUGGGUUCUAGAUGUUCUUUCAAGAAUUGAAUGGUCAAGGACCUCUCAGAAAGUCUUAGGACAAAAUGCCUUCUACACAGUAGUCUCCUUUUGGAGUGAUAGUGGUACCUGCUUUUCACCAUUUGGAUGUAAAUUCAUUUCAUUUGACCCCUAUAGGCUAACAAUAAUAAGCAUGCAAUAUACAGGGCUUUAGUAGUGCGUGCUUUUUUUCAUCAUCCAGCAACCCUUCGAGGUGAUUUACAUAACUGAUUCAAAGUCUCACAGUUAGAAAGGGGCAGAAUAAGAAUUUGGAUUCAGGGUUUCACUUCCCAUGUGUAUUUAUUCCAUAUUCUAGACUUGAACAUGGGGAUACAGUGGUGAACAAAAUACCCUAGAAGUUAGCUUCUGUUUCUGUUUGCUGAUCCUUCCACCCUUCAUCCUUAAGACCUAAAACCUGAGGUCUAAGAAGUGGUAAUCUAGCUCGACAUGCCAGAUUCAUUUCUAGGAACUUCAGAAAAACUGGACACAUUUCUGCUUACCCACCCUUUGGAGGUCCAGUAGGGUAACUGUGUUGUCAUUGUGAAAAGGCAACAUUUUUGUGUAUCAAAUCCAAGAAGAGGCCAUGUUUGUGUCUUUAUGAAUUGACACCUCAGUAAAUUAGAGACAAAGAUAAACUUAUUUAGCACUUAAACUUGUGGAAAGUUUUCAUUUUCCUGAGAAAGUAGAAUUAAGGGUUUGGGAAGGUCCUCUUCUAUCUUGUUUUCCCAAGGAGGAAAGAGACACUUUAGUGUUGCUGUAGAAAAGUGUGGCAUGUCACUUCUUAUUUAACUAACCAAUGUGUUCCCGUCUAUGUAGUAACAGUCUUUUUUGAAUAAUGCUAAAGUGUGUCACCUCUUGAAGGCUACAGGGGUAUUUUCACCACCACUAGCAUUACUUUAAUAUUAUUUACUAUAUGUGGGCAUGAACAAUUAUAAAUCUUGAAGGUAACUGUGGAAAUAUUUAAGGAUAGAUUAAAAGAAUCUCGCAACAAUGGGAGAGACUGCCUUAUACUGGGUUGGCCACAAAGUUCGUUUGGGUUUUUUAACUUUUUGGCCAACCCAAUACUUGGCAAACAGGAAGCAUCAGAAAAUAUUUCAACUCUCUGUGUUUUGUUUCAUUAACACAAUUAUGUACCUUCUCUUUCACACCUCCCCAAUGUAUUUUUAUUUUGCCUAAUCACAUUUUAGUCAUCAAAUUUUACUUUUUCUUUCCAUUUGUAACUUGGUAACGGAGAGCAGAGGUUUGACAGCAUAUAUUCCACCGUGCUUUAGGUAAUUGACUAUGCUAUUAAGAUAAUAGUAUUUACUUUCUGAUAACUCAAGAAACAGUCAUUUUCUUAGCCCAUCCUACAUUUGAACUUUUCCUUGGCAAUUUGGAUCUUUAACUUUCUUUUGACACAUUUAAGAUUUUAAUCAAGAUUGUGCUCAAAUUGUUCAGCUUCUGUAGAGAGCAAAUCUCAAAAAUUUUAGUGCAACAAAUAUGUUUGUGAUUUAUUACCAUUUAAGGGAACAAUAAUUAAAAGAAAAAAAAUUAGUAAUGCAAAGAGCCCUAUUUUGGAAAUUUCAAACUCUUGCUCCAUGGGCCACUGUAAUCAUCACCGUCAUCCUUUCCACCUCACAGGGUGGUCAAUGAUAAAAUGGAUAUAAGAGAGUUUUAUGGACUUCCCCGGUAGUUCAGCAGUAAGGAAUCUGCCUGCAAUGCAGAAGACGCAGAUUUGAUCCCUGGGUUGAGAAGAUACCCUGGAGGAGGACAUGGCAACCCAUUCUAGCAUUCUUGCCAGGAGAAUCCCAUGGACCGAGGAAUCUGGUGGUCUAUAGUUCAUGGGGUUAGAAAGAGUUGGACAUGACUGAAGUGACUGAGCACGCAUGCAAGAGAGUUUUAUAAUAGGCAGGUCCUUUAUAUGUUUAAAAUGGAAGCUAUAUUUUAAGUACCUACUAAGAGCAUAGAAAAUCAUGCUCAAUUAUGACUUCAAGUGAGCACUUCGGCCAAAUGGAAUCUCCUUGUGAUGCAGUGCUCAGAGUCUGGAUCACUUGCUGGGUAAAAACAAAGUAUGUUUUUUAUAUUCUAGAACCAGUCCUGUCAAUAGUAUUUGUGCCUCAGAAAGUUCUGAUUCACUGGGCUGAGUACGUAGGAAUAGGCUGGUUCAGAGGGAGCUCCUUUUAAUGCAAAUAUUUAUUUUGCUCUCUGGAAACAAAGGAUUACAGUGCCAGUAACUCAAGAAAAGGAGCUACCGGUUAGGUCUGCAGAGCAAACAUGAACUGGGGGUAAGGUAAUUUGGAGUUGAGUCUGGUUUGCACUUUAAUUCAGGCCUCAGUAUUGCAUGACAUAGAGCGAUAGAAAUAUACUCUCAUGGCAUAGAAGGCCUUCCUUUAGGGGCCUGGGUUAUUUAUUCAGCGCUAUCCUAAAUCAAGAGCAAAAUGACUAAGCCUCAUAUUCACCAAGGCUGGGUGAUUAUGGCAUAAACUUGGCAAGGAAAGCCAAUGAGAAGGCAGGCAAAGAUUGGGUGGGAGAAAGCUUAGCAUCUCAGUGUGAGUUGUGGAGGCACGUUUAGUGCUGCUAAAAACCAGUCAUCUUACUCAUGGGUUUUAUUGCUUCCUGGGACCUCUAAUCCCAUACCACCCCGAUCCAGCAACUUCUUGUCCUCCUUCUCUUUAAAUAGUACAUUCUGAUGUGUUGGUUCUUUUUUUUUUUUUUUUUUUUUUUUUCUGUGUCUGCUUAAUCAUGUGACCUCCUUUCGCCUGAGAGGGCAGCUUUUUCCUUAUCUCUUCCAUCCAUGUCAGUUGGUAGCUAAGAGCUCCAGGCCCAGGAAGGCUGGAGUCCCCUCUGGAUGGAAGGGCUGACCUCAAGGUCAGCAGCAGGAGUUGGGCCCAUUCUGCAGUCUGAGAUAGCCCACCCCAGGUACAGCUGUUCAUGGGAGGAGAAGGGUGACUGCGUUUAUCCUGCCUCUUCUCCAUAAAGAAACCUGGUCAUUUUAUUUGUACUGCUCUGGGAAAAAACAACAACAAAGUUCAUGCUACAUUAAACAUCUGGGCCUCCCACAUGAUCAUAAAUCUCAUACUAGGGGUGCCCUCUCUCUCCUUGUUUCUUUAAUUACAAGUGUUAGUGAACUGAAACCUGAUGGAUGAUGCCUUUGGGGUGGAAGAUAUACUUGUUUGUAUUUUCUUUAAAGUCCUGAACCUUGUCAUUUGCACAUGGACUUCUCCACAAAUGCCCAAGUCCCUUAUCUGCAGAACUUUCUGCACCUUCUUUGGCCUUUGUGUGUACCUAUUACCCCUCUGAACUGAAUUUGAAAAAAAAAUCCUUUAAAAUGAAAACUAAAUCAUCCAUGUUUUUAUUCUUUGUGGGGAGGGGUGGUGGUGGUGAAUAGCACGGUUUAAAAAGCAGAUGGCCCUUUCUUUUCUUGCCUUUCUUCUCCAUGUAGAAUAUUCAGGAAGGAGAGAGAGAAAGGGAGAAAAGAUACACGAGGCUUGACUGUCACACUCUUUAAAAACACAGUUUUCAAGGACUUCCUGUUUGUUUCCUGUUUGGCUUUUCUUAGUCUGUGUAGAAAAUAGUUUGUGUGUGUGUCUGUCUGUGUUGUGUGUGUGUAUGUAAGAGAGCGAGAGACUGACUUAGAAUGAAAAUCACAUAUGAAAUAAAACCCAACAUUUAGCUCUUAGAUGUAUCUGAGUGAACAGAUAUAUGUAAGCAUAAACUGAUUAAUGAGUGGCUCUUCAUUGUGUGUUAACUGCUCUCUAAUCAAUUAGCACAUAAUUAACGAGGGCCCUAGUUAUAUUUGAGUGUCUAUCUUAAGCAUCACUUUGAUACAACAUCUGCUGCCGGGUUAAAGGCGUUAGUAGCCAUCUCGUAGAUGAGAACACAUGUGAGUUUCACAAACAGAGCCGCUAGUGUGAGCCACAUAUGUAGUUUUAAAAUUUUCUAGUAGCUCCAUUAAAAAUGCAAAAGAAAGGGUGAAAUUAAUUUUAAUGGUGUAGUUGAUUCAACUCAGCCUACCCAAAAUAUUAUCAUUUCAACAUGUAAUCAAUAUAGUUAUUAAUGAGAUACUUAACAUUUGGGGGUAUUAACUUUUAAAAACCUAGUGUGUGUUGGACACUUACUGUACACCUCAAAUCAGACUGGCCACAUUUCAAGUGCUCAAGAGCCACAUGUGGGUUGGCUGUUGCAUUGGACAGUAGGGUUAGCAUCCCACUGCUGUCCCUCAGGAUUGAGAAGGUCCUCCUAGACCGCUUGUGUGUUUUUGUUGUUAUAAGAGAAAAUGGAAACCAAACACUACAUGUUACUUGAGUACUGCAGGGUUUCCCUGUGUGCAAGACACUAGGACCAAGAGCUGCCCUGUAAAAAAAUAGAUUCGGUGAUGAAAUAAAUUAGGGAAGUUCUAUUCUUUUAUCCCCUUUUUGGAGAUUACCAUGGUAUGCUAACAUGUCUGAAAAAACUCUUCUGGAUAAAGAAACCGGUGUGCAGCUGUUGAGUUCUGUGUUUAUAAGGUUCCACCUCUGGAUGGUGGUGGUUACCCAGCUACCACUAUAAAAACAUGGUUAGUCUGGCAUCAUACAUUUAUGGUAUGCUUAUAAUAUUUAUUUUUCUGUGGAGGUGUUUUAACAUCCCUCCCCCUCCCCACAUCACAUUAAAGAUACCAGAACAAUGUCCUUGAGUAUUAAUCCCUACUAAUUAUCUUACCCUCACAAAGAUGUAAGGUCAUUCUUUAGUACACUUCUGGGAAAAAGAAUUCUGGAAAUUGCCACAAGGUCUCUGAAUGAGAAAAACUUUGUGUCUUCCCUUCCUUCUCCAUUCUCUUUGGAGCCUAUCUCUACUUAUUCUUUGUAUUCAGAAUCACCCAAGAGCUAAGAUAUGUCUUCUUGUUCUAGAACCACCUCCUAAUUUGAAACCAGCAGAUGGCUGUAAUGUCUUGCACGUGGACACAGAUCUUCAGAAAGUACCCCAAUACAUACCUUCCUCUCAUUUUUUCAGAAAUGAUGAGCUCUACCAAGAUGAGGGGAGAAACAUCAGAAUGUGUAUAUGUGUAAACAUAGAAUACAGUUUCAUAAGUAGAGUAAUACUGUUUCUGCUAAUACUUUCUUUAAAAAUAUUUUGUGUGUGGUGUUCAUUUACUUGCUUUAGUGUGUGCUGUUAUCGUAAAGUGCGUGAAGUAGUUGUGACUUAGCGAUCAGUUUGAAGAAGAUAUACACUAUACUUGACAACUGUCAACCUUCAGCAAGUGAUCUUUUUGCCUUUGUUUGAGUGGGAAGUCUGAUGCUGCCCCUAUAAGUUUUGUUUUACGAUCUGUGCUUAAGUGGCAAUUACCAAUUAAAUAACUUCUGCUGCUUAAUUUGGUCCAAGUUGACUGUAGUAACCCUUCUAUAUGGAUGUAUUUAAAUAAGGUUAAAUGAUCCGUUUUGCUUCUUUUUUUUUUUAGGACUUUAGUAUUUCAAUAUUAGAGAUGUCUUCUGAAGACUCUAGUAGCAGUAGAAUCCCUUUGCUCUUGAAAAUGAAGAUUAUAUACCAUGAGGUUUUAUAUAGACUUUCCAGAUGUAGGAGGGGGACAUUCUAAGUGCAAAAGUUUGGUUUUAGAAUCUGAUUCGGAAGAGCAGUCCAUUCUCUAAAAGGGUAACAGCCUUCCCAAUUUUGAACAUGCGUGGGAGCUCUACUUGGAAAGGAAGUCUGAAUUAGUCUCAUGGAUUUAAUGGCGCUAAAUUAACAUUUUUCAAAUGGAUUUUGUAGUAGAAUCCAAUUAUUAGAGGAAGUCACUUGGUUGCAAAGCCAUAUACUAGAGAAUAGUCAAACACCACGUGCUAGUUUUGGAAUGUGCAUUUCCCAAGUGAAUAGAAUUUACUUCACCAAAAAGAUUUUACACAAUUCAUGAUACUUAGAGAAAUAUGAUUGUAUCAUUGGAGAAAAAAGCUCACCUCUGUAAAUGCUACAUUUCACAUUCACUAGUAAACCAGUGUAAUUCCUUAAUUAUUUGGGGGGAUACAAAAGAAUAAUCUGUCAAUAGAAUAGAACUGCUUAUUCCUAACUGUAUUUAGGAAUGAAUACAUACUAUAAUUCAAGAGACUUGGGUUCAAUCCCUGGGUAGGGAAGAUCCCCUAGAGGGGAGCAUGGCAACCCACUCCAGUAUUUUUGCCUGGAGAAUCCCAUGGAAAGAGGAGCCUGGUGGGCUACAGUCCAUGGGGUUGCAAAGAGUCAGACAUAACUGAAGCGAUUUCGCAUGCAUGCAUGACUUAAGGUAUUACUGAAUUUUGAAGAACUGCUCAAUAAAUUAGUAGUAUUAAUAAAAUUGUACUCUUUUUAUAAUGCAUUUGCCUCAGCACACAUGCAGAGUUAAAAACAUAAAUUUAUUUUAAAAUACACCAAAUAACACAGAUUAGUUAUUAUGACUUUAAAAGCCUAAUUUCCAAUAGCAUUAAAUCCAACACCAGUUAUAUGUUGUAUAUAACUAAAAUUUAGAAAGCCUUGCACACAAAAUGAGAGACUUAUUUAAAAAUGCCUUUUUUUUUCUUUUUGCCAAAAAAGGUUCUACAACCCAUUGCUAAUUAUUAUAUUCCUUUAGGGGUACUUUGAGGCGCUUUCAAAGACAUAUUUGUAGCAGUUACAUCUAAAUUUAGAGCAGAACAUUGUGUCAGAUAUUUUGCUAUAUCACAAAAUGUUGUAGUACUGUAUUUUAUAAUAAAACCAAGUUCUCAAGUAUUCUGGUAUAUUACAUAUUAUUAUGCCAAAAAAACCACUUUCUAGAAGUCUGUUAUUGUGUACUUAAUAUUUCAAGAAAAUAAUGGGUAUUUCAGUCAGAGCAAGAAAGUAUAAUGCAAUACAUGACAUUCGAUUGAUCUUUAGUCACAAUCCAUUUAGGUAUUUGACAGAGAAACUAGCAAUCACAAGCUCGAAUGCAUACAUUAUUCUCAAGGACAAAAUGGCAAACACUUAAUACACAAAGACAUGGUCACUGGGGCAAGUUAGCUGGUGCCUGGCUGAACAGGAUCAACUUGCCAAUCAAUGCUCAUCGGAUUUUAGCUUUUGUUCUUGGUUGUUCCUGGCGGGGGAAGUGCUACAGGUCAGUUUAUGUCGCCUCCCCUUCGCGUGGGGGAUUUGCUUACAGCCAGUGCAUGGUAUAAUGAAUUCUCUGGAAGCAGGGUUGAGUCAGAAGCUUAGAGAUGCACCUUACUGUCUUUAAAACUGCUGUUAUACAAUGUUCUGAACACUGUGAUCUUUCCAAAUGUAUUUUCUGUAUUAGUUUUGUACUGUUAGAAAAUAAUAUGCCAUAAACUGGACUCUAUAGUGUUUAAAGCAAUGUUAUUUAUUGGCUUAUAACCCCCUGCCUGUUUAUGUACAGUCUAGUUGAUAUAAAACCUGUGAUAAUCCUUUGCCUUAAAAAUAAAAUCUAAUGCUAAAUAUUGAGUGUGCUCUAACAUAAUUUUAAGCUACAAGUUAAUUUUUCCUUUAAAAGUUAAGAUGGUGUCAAAUAAAAUAUCAAAUGAAUACUU